UUAUUACCAUGAGAAAAAAUUGGUGUAAUUUUUUUAUUUCUCUUAAAGUUCAAUUAUGAAUGUAUUUUUAAGAAGUACUGUUAAACAAGAAACAAACAAACAAUAUUUAUCUGCAUCAAAUAUUUAAUUCCUAGUUAUUUAUUUUGGGAAUUACAUCUUCUAGAAACAAAAUUCUAUAAAUAUCUGAGCAAAAAAAUAUAAAUUGGUAUAUUACUCAACAAUCAGAUUACAAGUUUCAUCGAGAAACAUAGGCGAUGGAAAACCCGAUUGUUAGAUUUUACACUAAGUCAAAGAUGCCGCGCCUGCGAUGGGCCUCUGAUCUCCACCACUAUUUUGUUUAUGUUGUUAAUCAACUCGGUGGCGAAAGAAAAGCAACUCCUAAGAAGAUUGUGCAGGCAAUGGGUGUGAAAAGUCUCACACUAUCUCAUGUAAAAAGCCAUCUCCAGAUGUAUAGGAACAAGAAGCGGAGAGACUCAGUACAAGCAGAAAGGAGAAUGAGACAAGAAAUGAGGUGGAGGCAAUCUCAAGAACACCUUCAAAUCUAUGAACGCCUUCGAGACGCUACUGAGUUUAUGCAAAAUCAACGAAGGCUAAGCGAUAAUAAAGAAAAAACAAUCGCAUUUCUGAAACCGAGUAACAAAACUAUGGAGGUCGGACAUGCUGACGAUGGUGUGGUUGCUGCUGGCUAUGGUGCAAAUGUUCGUUUAGACUCGACGGGAGUUUUGAAGGGUGAAGAGAAAUUGUCCCUUGGACUCACUCUUGGACUCAAUUACUAAGAGGACUUCGGUUCUAUCCUUUUUAAGUUUCCUAUAUUUAUGUAAUUCUUGGUCCAUAUAAUGGGAUGAGAACAAUAAAAAUGAACAAUAUGCGUUCCAAUAAAAAAAGGAACAAUAUAAUAUAAAAUGUAACUAUUUGAUUUUUCAUCCAUUAUUUGGUUGAAAUAUUCUUAAGUAAUAAAUAUUUUAUUGCAGACAAGAAUCUCUUCGUAUCAUUCACUGAGACCUAGUUCUUCUUCUCUGUAUCAAGUUUAUGCAAAAACAUUUGCUAUUAACUUCACCUAUAUCUCUGUCCCUUUGGUGAAGCCCCUGAAAUCGUAGACCAUUUAAAGAUUUUGACAAAAUUUAUAGUUUAUGAAUGUUCUGACCUUGUAGACAUUUCCGAAUCCACCUUGACCAAGCUUAGUUUAAGGCAAGAAGAGUCUGUUGGAACCCAAAUUUUGUAAUCUUUGGACUGUGUAAAAUUUUGGAUUAAUAUGAAAAGAAAGGUGUAUCAAAUGUUUGUUGGGCUCUAAAUGAAAAGUUUUUUACUGAAAUAAAAUGGAAUAAUAAGAACUUUUACAUUUCUUAUGACAAGAGAAAUCAUGUACUAUAUGUAUGGCAUCUCUUUGACAAGGUUCACAAGCUUGUAGGGUAGUAUAUAUGGAGAAGGAGUGAGAAAGAUCGUACCACAAGAAAACAUCAAUUUAGAGACUUCUCUUGCACUAUACAUGGCAAUUGCAAUAUUGUGUGACUAGUUUUUAACUAAUUUACAACUACCAUACAACAGUCAUAUAUAGUCGCAAAUAUGUGACCAAAAACAGUUAUGGUAAUUUAAGGUUUUGGUGACUCCUUAGGCGAUUCACGAAACUGGCAAGCUCCUCCUCAGAUUUGGUGUUAUGAGGCUCUCCUUGCUAGGAAAAAGAGAUUGGUGUCCAGCUACGUUACAUGGAAACGAAAGCGGAAACGCGGAAGCAGAAUCGUAUGAAAGCGCAGAAGCGAUUUUUUUCAAAAAACUAGGAAGCGGAUCCGUAUUGAAAGCGUAUAAACCUACAUAUAAAAUAAAAUUCUGAAAAUUAAAAGUGUUUAAACUUUAAACCACACAAAUCCAGAAAAGUAUUAAAUAUUAAGCAAUACAACAAAAAAUAAAAACGUUCAAUGUCAAAGAUCAAUUGUAGUUUCACAAUGAAAAUUAUUAGAAUAGAACUUUAACCCUAGUUUCACAAUGCAAAUUCAGUUAUACUUUAACCAUUGGCAACCAUCCAAUCAAUAUCGUUGAACGGUACAUAUAAAGCUACAAAUCUCAUGUUUGUGUAAAGGAGAAGAAGAAUAUAACAAUUAACAAACAAAUAAAAGUCUAAAUAAAAUCACCUUGUUAAUUGUUUGGUCUCGGUAAGGAGAAGAAAAAAAGAUAGACACUCAGAAGUGUAAAAGAGAUGAGAACGAUGACUUUGUCGUAGUCUUUUCAGUUUCCUUUUUUUUACUAGGGUUUUCAGUUAAAGAUAUAAAACAUAAAAUAUUUAAUUUUCUGUUGUAGGCACAGGGGGGUAACCCACGAAUUGGUUGAAUGGUGGAA
Molecule: messenger RNA, 2331 nt
Organism: Brassica rapa (field mustard)
Lineage: Eukaryota; Viridiplantae; Streptophyta; Magnoliopsida; Brassicales; Brassicaceae
Product: putative Myb family transcription factor At1g14600
Molecular function (GO): DNA-binding transcription factor activity; DNA binding
Source: RefSeq, a predicted model, not a curated record